GGAAGUGCUCCAGGGAAAUGGGGGAAGUUUCCAGAGAGGCAGGCCAGCUGGUGGGAGGCAUGCAAGGGCUCCUCUGGCUUGGCCUCCAAGUCUUCAGGCUGCCCCAAGCACACAGCCAGUAGGGGUGAAAGGAGAAUCAGGCAGUAACAGCGUGCCAAGGAGCACUUGACUUGGAGGUAGUGUCCCCCGAUGGGCCGAAUUCACCAAUGAACAAUUUCAGGGUUUAGGUCCCUUUGCCCCAAUUUCCAUCUCAAAGCUAGUGGAUUUAUAGAGGAGGCCACAGGGCCAGAGUGCUGAGGUGUCCUCCUCCUCCCCAGAACCCACGAAAUGGAGCAAGGUCUCCUAGGGCCAAGGUGAGGGCCAGUCUGGUGGUCCGAGUCCACCCCGGGGCCCUGAGGCCGUGGAUCAUGGCUAAGGCGGUGGUAAUUAUUUAUUCGCUUCGCUGGAAGGGAGUCUUCAGAAAGAGCAGCGUGAAGAGGAGGGAAAAAAUUAUCUCUCUCGUCUGCAGAUAUUAAGAUGGAUUUUUAUUUCUUAAAGGACCCUCCCCGCCGAGAGCGCAUAAGCGUAAACUUAAUAUAUGCUCCGCAGCCCAACUCUAGAAAUCGCAAUAAAAGUUAAAACCUCCCCUACUGGUUUUUUUUAAUUAUGAUAUGGGAAAGAGGAGCAGGAUUUAUAGAGCUGAACUCUCGGCGUGUGAGUGUUUGAGACUUGCGGGAGAAGGAGGAAAAGGGUAGAGCUCGCCAAGGAGAAGCUCGGUCUCUCAGCUGUCUCCGCGGCUGCGGGGCCUCGGGCUGAUCCGCUGUGGCCUCCCCGGGACCUCGCUCCGGCCAUCCAUCGGCCUUGCCUCGGCUCGCUUGGAGAUGCAGCCCUUCUUGGGAACAGGUGAAGGGGAAGGCGACAACCGGCGAUGGGGGGGCUACGGGCAGGAAGGCCGGCACACUGGGCUUUGUGUGGGUCCCAAGCAGGGGACGAGGUUGCAAGUUCCCAGCAGGAACGCAGCCCAAGUGUAGCCCGGCGGCGGGCGGCUUCGCCGGGAAGGGUGUCCGGGCUGGGCGCGAGAGCUCCGACAAGGUGGAUUGUGUGUGGACUUUGGCCGCAGACGGAGCAGAGCGGGCUCCAGGGCUGUGGUCAGCGCAGAGGCGGGCAACCGGAUGUUGAGUCUGUAGCAAGGACCUUGAGGUCUGUCGGGUGUUUGGGCUGCCGGGGGCGGCGGCCCAGGGUGUGGAGCGCGGGGCGCGGCGGGCGGCGUGGGCGAGGCAGCAGGCCCAGCACACCUCUGCGGCUGCUGGGCUGUGUCCCAGACACUGGAACUGAGGCCGACCACCGGUCAGAGCAUGAAAAAUAAAUGCAAUUUAGGGUGCUUCUUUUUUGCUGCUUUCCUUUUCCGCCUAAGAGGUCCUUCCCUUUUUUCUCCUUCGGAGAUACCUGGAUUUGGUCCAGAGCAGGUUGCCCGCGGGAGGGCCCGCGAGCGGCAGCGCUCGAGGGAGGGAGCGAGGGAGGGAGGGCGAGAAGGAGGGAGGGAGGGAAGGAGGGCGGGUGGCGGCGGCUGCGGUGGUGGCCGGGGCUUCCCUCCCCGGCGGGAGGCGGCUGCCCUGCGUCUGUGGCCGUGGGGAGCCGAGGAGCAGGUAACGAAGGCGCUUCCCGAGGCGGGACUGGACCCAGCCAGCGGACCGAGUCCUAGGGGUCUCUGCCCGAGGCCCUGGCGGGAGAGAAGCGGGGGCUCAACCCCUAGACCUCCAGAAAUGACGUCAGAAUCAUUUGCAUCCUGCUGCCUCUACCUGCCCGGUCCAGCUGGGACCCUGCCUUGCCUGCCCCAUGGCCAGAGGGUUGGAGGGGCGCUGCCCAGUGACCUAUGCAGACUGAAACAGGAUCGCCAUGAAUGGAGACCACUGGGAAAGCUCUGGAGCCAAGGCCAUCCGGGCCCACUGGAGUCCGAAGAGGAGACCCUGGGGGGGGGCUGAAGCACAGACUUCCGACAGCCCCCCGGUGCCCAGGCUUUGGAAGGGGAAGCUGGGAGCUUCCCAUCUCCUCUCGCAGGGGAGGGUUGUCAGUUUGGCGGGGUGUGCACCGGGGGGCACCCCAGCCCCUGCCAGCCAUGCCCCCGUCAUCUCCCCCCAGCAGCAGCACCACCACACACACACAAAAUUGGAUACAUUUUGAAUAAAGCGAUUCGGUUCCUUAUCCGGGGACUGGGUUGCUCCGUGUGAUUGGCCGGCGGAGUCACAUGGUGAAAGUAACUUUACAGGGUCGCUAGCUAGUAGGAGGGCUUUAUGGAGCAGAAAAACGACAAAGAGAGAAAAAUUAUUUUCCACUCCAGAAAUUAAUGAUCAUGAGCUCGUAUUUGAUGGACUCUAACUACAUCGAUCCGAAAUUUCCUCCAUGCGAAGAAUAUUCGCAAAAUAGCUACAUCCCUGAACACAGUCCGGAAUAUUACGGCCGGACCAGGGAAUCGGGAUUCCAGCAUCAUCACCAGGAGCUGUACCCACCACCGCCUCCGCGCCCUAGCUACCCUGAGCGCCAGUAUAGCUGCACCAGUCUCCAGGGGCCGGGCAAUUCGCGAGGCCACGGGCCGGCCCAGGCGGGCCACCACCACCCCGAGAAAUCGCAGCCGCUCUGCGAGCCGGCGCCUCUCUCAGGCGCCUCUGCUUCCCCGUCCCCAGCCCCGCCAGCCUGCAGCCAGCCAGCCCCAGACCAUCCCUCCAGCGCCGCCAGCAAGCAACCCAUAGUCUACCCAUGGAUGAAAAAAAUUCACGUUAGCACGGUGAACCCCAAUUAUAACGGAGGGGAGCCCAAGCGCUCGAGGACAGCCUACACCCGGCAGCAAGUCCUGGAAUUAGAGAAAGAGUUUCAUUACAACCGCUACCUGACCCGAAGGAGAAGGAUCGAGAUCGCCCACUCGCUGUGCCUCUCUGAGAGGCAGAUCAAAAUCUGGUUCCAAAACCGUCGCAUGAAAUGGAAGAAGGACCACCGACUCCCCAACACCAAAGUCAGGUCAGCGCCCCCGGCCGGCGCUGGGCCCAGCACCCUCUCGGCAGCCACCCCGGGCACUUCUGAAGACCACUCCCAGAGCGCCACGCCGCCGGAGCAGCAACGGGCAGAGGACAUUACCAGGUUAUAAAACAUAACUCACACCCCUGCCCCCACCCCACGCCCCAUCCUCCCCUCACACACAAAUUGACUCUUAUUUAUAGAAUUUAAUAUAUAUAUAUAUAUUUUGGUUCUUUUCUCUCCUCCUCCUGCUUCCUCCCUGGUCAAUUCCAAACAGACAAAACAGAUAAACAAACAAGCCCCCUUCCCUUCCCUCCCUUCCACUGUUAAGGACCCUUUUAAGCAUGUGAUGUUGUCUUAGCAUGGUACCUGUUGGGUUUUUUUGAAACGCCAUUUGGGGGGGGUAAUUUAUUUUUUAAGAAAAAUGCUGGAAAAAUUAUAUAUUGCAAGGUGCGAUGGUCUGGUUUGGGUAAAUUUCAGGGGAGAUGAGAAAAGAAAAAAGGAAAGGGAGGUUUUAAAGCUAAUUCUCAUCAUUCUCUUCCUUCUUUCCCCCUCUUUCCUUGGGCCUUUUGCAUUGAAAAUGCACCCGGGGAGGUUAGUGAGGGGGAAGUCAUUUUAAGGAGAACAAAGCUAUGAAGUUCUUUUGUAUUAUUGGGGGGGUGGGAGGAGGGGGGAGGACAGCAGACAAAGCUAAAUGCAUCUGGAGAGCCUCGCAGCAGAGCUGUUCAGUUUGAGGAGCCAAAAGAAAAUCAAAAUGAACUUUCAGUUCAGAGAGGCAGUCUAUAGGUAGAAUCUCCCCUCACCCCCCAUCAUGGUUAUUGUGUUUUUGGACUGAAUUUACUUGAUUAUUGUAAAACUUGCAAUAAAGAAUUUUAGUGUCGGUGUGAAAUGCCCCGUGAUCAAUAAUAAACCAGUGGAUGUGAAUUAGUUUUA
Messenger RNA from Chinchilla lanigera (long-tailed chinchilla), 3921 nucleotides. It is a transcript of the gene Hoxc4, whose product is annotated as homeobox C4. Gene Ontology annotation, molecular function: DNA-binding transcription factor activity, RNA polymerase II-specific; RNA polymerase II cis-regulatory region sequence-specific DNA binding. The transcript is spliced from 4 exons. Gene Ontology annotation, cellular component: nucleus. Gene Ontology annotation, biological process: embryonic skeletal system morphogenesis; anterior/posterior pattern specification; regulation of transcription by RNA polymerase II. Bases 2324 to 3118 code for a protein of 264 amino acids. The record is from RefSeq and is a predicted model, not a curated record. NCBI's taxonomy places the organism in Eukaryota, Metazoa, Chordata, Mammalia, Rodentia, Chinchillidae.